Messenger RNA from Penicillium canariense, 4020 nucleotides. RefSeq lists its product as uncharacterized. The record is from RefSeq and is a predicted model, not a curated record. Gene Ontology annotation, biological process: negative regulation of transcription by RNA polymerase II. The transcript has 3 exons. Lineage: Eukaryota; Fungi; Ascomycota; Eurotiomycetes; Eurotiales; Aspergillaceae. Gene Ontology annotation, cellular component: transcription repressor complex; nucleus. Bases 1 to 4020 code for a protein of 1339 amino acids. Gene Ontology annotation, molecular function: protein binding.
AUGGAUCCUCUUUCGGGUGCAGCAAGCGUUAUCGCAGUUAUCCAGUUGACCGGAAGUAUCGUCCAAAUAUGUGGGCAAUAUCUCAACAACGUCAAGAACGCGAGACGGGAUAUCCAGCGCUUCCAAGAGCAGGUCGCGGCCCUUGCCAACGUUCUUCAAUCUCUCGAUGAACUGACCCGUGGAUCUAAUGGCAAGCAACUUACUGCUACGCAAGGCCUGAUCGACAAUAUUGCCGAAUGCUCGUUAGCACUCACAAGUUUGAAAGAGAAGAUUGAUCCACAAGUGACGCAAAGACGGAUGAGGACAUGGGGACUUCGAGCCUUCAAGUGGCCCUUGACAAGGUUGGAGGUAGAUCAUGCUAUCAUGGAGCUUGAAGGGUAUAAAUCAACGUUUGCUUUGUCCCUGCAGGUUGAUCAAAUGAAGUCUACCCAUUCGAUCCACAAAAAGAUGGAUCUUAGCAGUCUACGGACUGCAAAAGGAGCAGCAUUCGACUCCUACGACAUUCAACAUAGUGAAUGUCUCCCGGGGACCAGAACUGACCUGCUUCGAGAAAUCGAAGAGUGGGCAAAAUCUCCGCACGGAAAAUCCAUAUUCUGGUUGAACGGUAUGGCAGGAACAGGGAAAUCAACAAUCUCUCGAACAGUUGCAAGCCGUCUUAAAGAGCAGUCGCUUCUCGGGGCGAGCUUCUUCUUCAAGAGAGGCGAAGAGGACCGAGGAUCAGCAAAGAAGCUUUUCCCAACAUUGACUGAGCAACUGGUCGUCAGCAUACCUCAAAUGCUGCCUCGGGUUCUUAAGGCGAUUGAUGAUGACCCCAAUAUUUCGGAAAAGGUAUUAAGGGAACAAUUUGAAAAGCUUCUACUGGAUCCACUAUUUGAGAUUGAGCAUUACGGGGAGACCACAACCAAAGUGAUCGUGAUUGAUGCUUUAGAUGAGUGCGAUUUGGAAGAAGACAUAGGGCUCAUUCUCCGGCUCUUGCCACAAGUUCAAAAGUCAACCUCCGUGCACUUCCAAUUUUUGUUGACAAGCAGACCUGAACUGCCGAUCAGGCUGGGCUUCAAAGGGAUCACCGGUGCCUAUCAGGAUGUUGUCCUCCAUGAGAUCGCAAAACCAGUUAUAGAGCACGACAUAUCUUUGUAUUUUGAGGAUCAGUUACUGCGCAUAAAACAGAGCCGCUCAUUUCCACCAGACUGGCCUGGAGACGCAGCUACUAAGGAAUUGGUUGAUAGGGCUGUCCCUUUAUUCAUUGCAGCUGCUACCUUAUGUCGUUUCAUCGGUGAUAUGAAUUGGAACCCUCAAAAGCGACUUGAAGCGAUAUUGACAGACCAAUCAACCUACGUCUCUAAGAUGGACAGCACAUAUAUUCCCGUGCUGAAGCAACUUCUCACUGGCCAGGAUGAAGAGGAGUCGCAACAAUUACUCGAAGAGUUCAAGGAGAUUGUCGGGAUUAUCAUUAUUCUCACGACUCCGCUUUCGAUCAAGUCUCUUAGCCAGCUUGUGGGUAGAGAGCAAGACGACAUAAAAUGCCGAUUAGAUCAGCUCCACUCGGUGCUCAGUGUACCGAACAAUUUCGACACCCCCGUCAGGCUCCUCCACCUAUCAUUCCGAGAUUUUCUCUUAGAUCACCACAAACGAAAAAGCAAAUUCUGGAUCGAUGAGAAAUACGCAAAUCAUCGUCUUACAGCACAAUGCCUUCAGAUUAUGCAGCACAGCUUAGGGAGAAAUAUCUGCAACCUGCCGAGCGAAGGCACGCAAUGCAAUGAAAUUAGCAAGGAUUCGAUUCAGCAUUAUAUAUCUCCCGAACUGAAAUAUGCCUGUCAGUAUUGGGCACAUCAUCUGCUCCAAUGUACAGACAUCACUGAUAUGGUUCACGAUGCUUUCUUGUUUCUCCACACUCAUUUCUUGCACUGGGUGGAAGCAAUGAGUCUACUAGGCCUUACGUCGGAAAUACUAGGUAUUCUUAAUCACUUCCAAAUGGCCUUAUCGAACGACGGCUCUUCCAUGAAUCUGGAUUUUCUUCAAGACGCAAAGCGCUUUAUUCUGAAAAAUCGCCAGAUGAUUGAUCAAGUGCCUCUUCAGGUUUAUUGUGCGGGGCUUAUAUUUGCGCCCCGAACGGCAAUAAUCCGGAAAGAGUUCGAACAUGAGCUUCCUGCUUGGGUAUACCAGUUGCCACUGGUUGAGGAAGGAUGGGGUGCAGAAUUACAGACUCUCGAUGGCCAUUUAUCUGAGGUCUUUUGCGUUGCAUUCUCGCCCGACGGUCAUCUACUAGCGUCUGGCUCGGAUGAUAAGACAGUGUGCCUCUGGGACCUAUCGACGGGCGCGCUCACGCAGACUCUUAAAGGCCAUUCAAACCUGGUUUUUUCGGUGGCCUUCAGUCCUGACAGUCGCCUACUAGCGUCUGGCUCUUGGGAUAAGACAGUGUGCCUCUGGGACCUAUCCACGGGCGCGCUCGCGCAAAUUCUCAAAGGCCAUUCACAUAAUGUUAACUCGGUAGCAUUUUCGCCUAACGGCCGACUACUAGCAUCUGGCUCUAGUGAUAAGACAGUGCGCCUCUGGGGUCUACCUAUGGGCGUACUCACGCACACUAUCGAGGGCCAUUCAGAUAUGGUGUGGUCAGUGGCAUUCUCGCCCAACGGUCACCUAAUAGCGUCUGGCUCUUGGGAUAAGACAGUGCGUCUAUGGGACCCCGCUACGGGCGCGCUUACCCAGAUUCUCGAUGGCUAUUUGGAUGAGGUUUCCUCGGUGGCAUUCUCGCCCAACGGUCGCCUACUAGCGUCUGGCUCUAGUGAUAAGACAGUGCGUCUCUGGGACCUAUCGACUGGCGCGCUCACGCAGACUCUCGAAGGCCAGUUAGAUAUAGUGUGGUCAGUGGCAUUCUCGCCGGAAGGCAAUUUCCUAGCAUCUGGCGCUCUUAACGCUAUACACCUCUGGGAACUAGCUACGGGCGCGUUGGCGCAGACUCUGGAAGGCCAUUCAGAUGCGUUCUUGUCAGUGGCCUUCUCUCCCGACGGUCGCCUGCUGGCGUCCGCCUCGAUGGACAAGACCGUCUGUCUGUGGGACCCAGCGAUACGUGCGAUUCCGAAGACUACUGAAGGGCAUUUAGGUGCGGUCUUGUCAGUGGCCUUCUCUCCCGACGGUCGCCUACUGGCGUCCGGCUCGGAAGAUAGGACCGUGGGUCUCUGGGACCCAUCGACAGGCGCGCUUAUGCAAACUCUCGAUGGCCAUUCAGGUACAGUUUACUCGGUGACCUUCUCUUCCGACAGCCACCUACUAGCAUCUGGUUCUAGGGACAAUACGGUGCGUCUAUGGGACCCCGCUACGGGCGCGCUCGCACAGACUCUCGAAGGCCAUUCAGAUGCGGUUCAGUCAGUGGCAUUCUCGCCCAACGGUCACCUAAUAGCGUCUGGCUCUUGGGAUAAGACAGUGCGUCUAUGGAACCCCGCCACGGGCGCGCUUACGCAGAUUAUCAAAGGCCAUUCAGAUAUAGUUUGGUCAGUGGCCUUCUCGCCCGACGGCCACCUACUAGCGUCUGGCUCUAGGGACAGUACAGUGCGUCUAUGGGACCAUGCUACGGGCGCGCUCACACAGACUCUCGAAGGCUAUUCAGAUGUGGUUCAGUCAGUGGCAUUCUCGCCCAACGGUCACCUGCUGGCGUCUGGCUCUUGGGGCAAGACUGUGCGUCUCUUGGACCGAGCGACGGGGGCGUUUUUGCAGACCUGGAAAUUUGACGAAGAGAACGCUAUACUCGGAUUUUCCCACGACGGUUCGUGUAUUCACACUAACUUAGGCGCCAUACGUAUUCAGUCCAUGUGUGACAGUCCCGUGUCCCAUUCGGCUUAUGCGUAUCUAGACAUAUGCAUUGAGGACGGGAAGUGGAUAAAACUGAAUGGAAAAAAAUUCGUUUGGCUUCCUUGCGAGUUUCGGCCAACUACGAACAGCUGUUUCAAGAUCCAUGGUAACACGGUUGCUCUGGGACAAGCGUCGGGGCGGGUUUCCUUCAUUGCGUUUUGUACGCAGGUUUGA